This is a messenger RNA of Mytilus trossulus (common blue mussel), 4263 nucleotides long. RefSeq names its product Kv channel-interacting protein 4-like. The record is from RefSeq and is a predicted model, not a curated record. NCBI's taxonomy places the organism in Eukaryota, Metazoa, Mollusca, Bivalvia, Mytilida, Mytilidae. The transcript is spliced from 7 exons. Gene Ontology annotation, molecular function: calcium ion binding. The coding region runs from base 684 to 1307 and encodes 207 amino acids.
AAUGUCAUCCUAAUAAUUGAUAAUGAUGUAUCAUCAAAGGAGAAUUCCGAACGCACCCGUUAACGUUUUUUACGUAUCACUAAACGUGUUCACUUGUUAAAAACAAGUCGUUAUUUUCAUGUGUUGCAUGUGUGUAUUUCAACAAAUCCAUCUGUUUAGCAACGAUAGGUCUUACAGUUCAUAGAAAUAGCUAGGUUGUAUGUCUAAUCACUUCCCGUAAGAAAAAUCUAUAACCAUCGCAUCAUUCCUUUAACAUAGAAAAAGCUUUUUGGGAUUUAACAUGACCGGAGGGAACGUAAGACAGUUAUGGUUUUGUGUUCUUGAAUGUGAGCUCGAUUUAUAGAUUUUAUGUUAAAUCAUAUAUCUAACUUAAAACGGAAAUUUGAGGCCGUGUAUCUGUUUUCCGGAUUUGUAAUCAGUUCAUUUAGAUUCCGUAGGUUGAUUUUGAAUAACUAACUGCAGCAGGCGGAACGGUGCUCUAGAACAGUACAAACAAAUAAAUCAGGAUUUUCAAUCGUGGCAAAUCAGAUUUACAUGGAAGCUCUAUUUUAAUCAGCUUUUCUUCCUUAUUUUUAUGUUGUAUGGACUAUCAAGGGAACUAAUUAAAAUGAGUUAAUUGUAAAAGAUCAGUAAGAUGUACUCGACAUGUUUAGAGAAAUAAUCCUCGCUGAAUAGCAACAACUAUGGGAGCAGUAUACGACAAAGUUUUAGAUUCAGGUGGUGAUGACAACGAAUUCGAGGUUCAGAUUGUUAGAUACAAGCCAGAGGCUAUCGAUUCAUUGUGUGAGAAGUCAAAGUUUUCCCGUAAAGAACUCCAGAUAAUGUACAGAGGCUUUAAACAGGAAUGUCCCACUGGUAUUGUUGAUGAAGAUACAUUCAAAGAGAUAUAUUCCCGUUUUUUUCCACAGGGUGAUUCUGAUUCGUAUGCUCAUUAUGUGUUUAACACGUUUGACCAUGAUGGUAACGGGACGUUAAGUUUUGAAGAAUUCGUGGUUGGACUUUCAGUGCUAGCCAGAGGAACAAUGACAGAACGAUUAGAAUGGGCUUUCAAUCUUUAUGACAUUAACGGGGAUGGAUUAAUUACGAGAGAAGAAAUGUUGAACAUUAUAUCUGCUAUCUAUGAACUAAUGGGAAGAUUCUGUGAACCUUCUGUUUAUGAAAAUACAACAAGAGAUCAUGUUGAAAUGGUGUUUAAGAAAAUGGAUUUAAAUAAAGAUGGAGUUAUAUCGUUGGAAGAAUUCAUGGAUAGCUGUCGAAAAGAUGAAAAUAUAACUAAAGGAAUGUCGAUGUUUGACACUGUUCUGUAACCCAAGAGGAAAAGUGUGUUCAUAUUAUCUUUGGAAGUCACGUGUACAGAUUGGAAAUAUUUUUAAUGUAAAUGUUAAACUCUUUCAGAUUUUAGUACUUUUUAUAUAAGACAGAAAGUAUGGUCAAACGAUUUAUCCUUAUAUCAGGAUAUUGAGCACAGGUUAAAGACAGGAUAUACCUUCAACGUCGUUAUGUAUGGAUGUAAUUGAAUGUAAUCUCAAAGAAAACAAAUCUGCUGGACUUAAAACGUUGUUUGACAAAUACACGUGCUAUAUUCUGCUGAAAUGUUGACUAUUUAAAUUUAUUCCAGUAUUUUGCCUAUAAUUGCUGUUAUCUGUUUUAACCUUACAACUAUGUGUCUUCCUCUAGCCUUGUGUAUUGUUGUUAAUGAUGAUUGUUUAUUUUGAAUACACAGGUUUUCAUGUAUUGUAACUUUAUUGAAGGUUAUUUUAAACAAUGACUAUUUUUUUAACUGAAGUAUAUUUGUUUUAACUUAAAAACCCUUAAACGUAUCAAGUAAAGUUUUCAAUGAGUUAUUAUGCGUCAUUUGAAAUAAUGUUAUAUCAGUCUGUUAUUCCUAUUUGUGUAUUUUGGUAAGAAUGUAUGUUCUAUGGAAUACAGAUCUUCAUUAUUGCAGAGUAAUUGUUUGCUCUUUUUUAAUGUGUGUCGUGUCAAUAAUGAUUAAACCUAAGAUAUUCCCAGAUAUUUUGUUGCAAACCUCCUUAAAUCUCUCCAACGGCGUUAGUUGAAAGCAAUGUAAAUUUUAGGUUUAUAAAAGCUAAAACGUUACAUAUCAAUCGUUUAUCUCCUACGGCUUGAUUUAUGUAAUCUAUCAGAGACCAUUUGAUGAUUUCUGCCCAAUCAAUAUAUACUUUAAUGUCUUAAAACCUUUUAAAAUUCAAUAAUCAAGUGAAAUAUUUUGUCGUUCAUUAGAUUUUUAUGACAAUAACCCUCAGCAAUAACCAGAGGUUGAUAAGUUUUGAAAUAGGUAAUUGUAUGGUCUACCACAUGAAAACAUCACAUCAUGUUUGUUCAACAUCAUACGUUUUGUGUUUGGGAUUAAAAAAAAAUUAUAAUACAAAGCCAUACAAAUUCAAUGUCUUAGAGACUUUCAAUGUUGACAGAGCGUUAUACAUGUUAUAUAGAGUAUCAAUGUCAUAAUUGUUAAUUGUAUGCAUCGACCAACCUGCUUGGUCUUUCCAAUAUACUUAUAAUUGAGAGAUAAUUUAGAAGAAGACAAAAAUAGGAGGUAUUCGACUGGAUUAUGUCGUUCAAGCUAAUACUAGCAAUUGAAGUAUGACUUUACAGAAUUUGUGUAUGUUGUAAAGUCACAUAAGUAUAUUCGAACUUCUUUUUAUGUAAUUUUUAAACAGCAUAAAAUUGGUUAAGAAAAACGAACAUUUCUUAAUUAAAACCCCAAUUAACCAAUGAUUUGGAUAUUUUCCAAAUAUUUGUAUAUGAAAAUAUACACUUAUGAUGUGAAUUGUAUUAGUAUUUAUUUUAUGCCAGAAAUAUACCGUCUACCAACUCUGUAAAAGUAAAUACGUUUCACUCUUAUUAAAUAAAAUUUAAAUUAAAAAAAAAAUCAAGAUAUUUAACAUUAAAAUGUUAUAAAUAUUCAUGUCGAAAGGAUUAUUAUAAUAUGCACAUGUUUAAUUAUGUGGUUAAAUAUUAGGAAAUGAUAGCUAACUAACAUAUCAAUCGACUAGUUAACAACACCUUAAGACUCAUAAUUGUUGUAUCUGGAAAUAUCUAAAUAAGGAAAAGUUUGUUAAGGUAGAAGGUUAACACUAUAAGUUAGAAACGCUCGUCUGGGGAAUCAGAAUAGGAACCUGGUACCUUUAAAAACUAAUUACAAACUUUCUAUAUGAUGAACAUCAUAAUGACUCGUAGAGAAAGUAAUUUCCUCAUACAUAUACACACCUUUAUAAACAAACGAUUGCAGCCUUUGCCAACGUCCAAGUUUUAGCAGAAACAUAUUCUAUGCCCACAAAGUAUGGUGUUCACAUAUCUCAAUUGACAAGUUUCGCCAGCGCAUGUUUACAUUUUAUGGACUGAAUCAACAUGGAUGUUCCUUUCGAGAAACUGCUACAGUAGGGCCAAUAAGAGGAAAGACUGAAAUGUACCCUUGUAUAAGUUUGAGAGUCACCAUCACAACAUGGUUGACCGAUACAACGUGUCUGGUAUCUCAUCUUAAAAGGCAACCUGCUUUCGUUAUCAUAAAUGUUUUAGAUACAAGAAAAGUCGCAUGAUCUAUACUUUUACUGAUUGUGUUUUAUUCCCUAUUGUGAAACUGUUACUGAGUAUGGACUGACAUGACGGGUGAUGAACACACAGAAAGAUACGGUUAUAUGGCAGGCAAACCCCGCUUACAUUCUUUUGUAGUUUAUCGAAUAUUGUAGUUGUCAGUGGGUAUUUUUUUGGUCUUGAUUUGUUAAUUCGUAAUGGCUGAGAUCUGAACAUUGUUUAAAUAUUAUUGCCUUUAUGUCAUUCUAAUUGAGUAUGAAACCAUUUUUCUACUAAGAUAAAAAAAAAAAAAACAUCUUUAUAUCAUUCAAUAUAUUGUUCAAAGAUUAUGGAUUAAUAUGUUCUCUUCAAAGUUCAAAUCAGGAACGCAAAGUUGAUUAAUUAAAUUUAAAACAUUGCAGGUUUAUUGCUAAAAAAAAUAAUUUCUUAUACAUAUUCAACCGAAGUGAGUUACGAUUGAAAUUUCAGUCAGAAAAAAAACACCAAUAUUUUAAACGUCAUGUGUUUGUUACGUAUCAUUUUAAAUGAAUAAACCAAUUCAUGUUUUAAAUAGUUGCUUGUAAGGUUUCGUACCAUUUUUUAACAUGUGGCGUUCUUGUAUUCAUUUUAAUACUUCUUCCAACAAAGGACCAGAUGUUCAUAUUGUUGUUUAAUUGAUAUUAUAUAUUUGCAGUCAUUUAUUAAAGUAACUUUUUAUGUGUUUAAUUA